AUGGAUGGAUACGUUUCGCGUGUUCGAUCUUCUUCUGCGGAUCUGGCGUUCGACGUUACACACGUGAUGCAGGAAAAGAAGAAUUGCACGCCACUUAUGUUUGAUAGGACAUCGUCUAGGUCCAGCCUUUUCGAUGCGAUCUGGUUGUGGGCAAGUUCGACAUCGUCACGACACACACGCCAAACAGCUCUGCACGAUACUGCUUUGCAGUCUUCUGAUAUCUAAACCGUUUAAGAACAUUUGCAGUCACUUAAUUAUGUUAUGCUGUUUGAAGUAUAGGCAGUAUAGACAACAAACAAAAUAAAGCAGUACACUCGUUUGCCAAGUAUACAUGUAAUUACAACAUGUGCUUAAUAUUUACAUAGUCAUAGUAUUAUUCACACUUACCAAAGUGAGAAUGUUCGCACGAAGUGAAUUUCGUAUUCUGUUAGAGUCGAGCUCUUUUCGAGGCCGUGGAAGAUCCAUGUUGUUACGAAGAAAAGAAAAGCUUGCGUUUAGCGUUUGCCAGGCAGGUUGAAAGAAAGUAACACGGUUUUCACGGCGCGCUAUAUAUCGUAGAUUAUGCCCGUAUUUACAAUUCAUGCAUAGGAACAAAAUAAUUAACUUUGGUGGUGUAUGAUGGUAGUGAUGAUGGUGGUGAUGAUGGUAGUGAUGAUGGUGGUGAUGAUGGUGGUGAUGAUGGUGGUGAUGAUGGUGGUGAUGAUGGUGGUGAUGAUGGUGGUGAUGAUGGUGGUGAUGAUGGUGGUGAUGAUGGUGGUGAUGAUGGUAGUGAUGAUGGGGGUGAUGAUGGUGGUGAUGAUGGUGGUGAUAAUGGUAGUGAUGAUGGUGGUGAUGAUGGUGGUGGUGAUGGUGGUGAUGAUGGUGGUGAUGAUGGUGGUGAUGAUGAUGGUGGUGGUGGUGGUGAUGGUGGUAGUACUGGUGAUGAUGGGGGUGGUAACGGUGAUAGUGGUGAUGAUAUCGAUAUACAGCCAGUUCAAAAAAGGUUGUCCUUUGCAAACCUUAAACUCUAAGCGCGCAAAGCUUAAUGGGAGCACAAGUUUCAAGCUUAGUAGUUGAAUAUUGCAGCUAUUUGUGGAUGAAUUGUUCUCGUAAGGAGAUAUUUACCAUGUCUCUAAGAAAUGGGCUCCAUAAACGAUUUCUAAACUGAUUAAAUGAUGCUCCCAUUAUGCUUUGCACGCUUAGAGUUUAAGGUUUAGAGUUUAAGGUUUGCAAAGGACAACCUUUUUUGAAUUAGCUAUAUAAUAACAACAAUUUAAUAAUAAUUUAUUUUUCAGAUAAACCACAACAGAUCAGUGUGUGUCCAACGAGAAAUAUUAUAAUGGAUGAGACUGGUAUUAUCAUUACGUCACCAUGGUAUCCGGAGUUCCAUGGAAACCGCGUAGAUUGUAGACUUGGGUUAGAGAUUCCUCCAAACAAAAUACUGAAAAUAACUUUAACUAAUCUCACCACUUUUGGUAAUCUUUUCUUAAUGUUAUAUGAGUUAUCACAAUGUUGUUCGAACCAGCUGAUAUCAGGUUCUAUCCGUACCGCUUUUCCCAGUUUGUUGCAAGUUAUUAUAGACUUGUCACAGGCGGCUUCGGGGGUUGAAGAUAAAUAUUGCAUAUUAAAUACUGGGUUUUGAAGUAGCACGAAUAUCGAUGGUGGGAAUGUGAAUAUUUGGGGUAGGAAUAAUAGGGUAGAGGUAUUAAAGAUUUGAAACCAGAAUUGGAAUGAAUAUACCCCUGCAUAGAUCGAAGUAGGAAUAUCAAAUAUUUAAGGAAAAUAUAGUCCUAGCUCUUCCACCUCCCACCCCCGAACAACCUGAUAUUAAGUUUUUUUCACACAACCUUUGGCAAAGCCCAUUUAAAGACUUUAUGGUAUCGUUAGAUGCCCGUUGUGACGACAAGAUAUUGGUGAUGUUUACUGAUAUAGUUGGUGGUAUGAAAAUUGUGGAAGUGUAAUUCCUGAUGAGAUGAACAUUCGAACGGAUUCUAUUGACCACCUUCUCAAAGAUACUUACAAAACAAAUAAUAGCAUAAUUGGGAGAAGGUUUUCAAUGACUUUCAAAUUGGUUGACAUAUCUCAUGGACGUAAGUAACUUAAAUUGUAUUAUUUUUCUAGAAACCACCAUGUUUAUAUGUAUCCAUAUAUUAAAAAUAUCCAUAUCAAAAUAUGCAACUAUUCAAUCAUGAUUUAAGAAUCAUCACUCGAAAAACAUUAGUUUCUCACUGUUUUGCUUUACACAGAAGACGAAAUAUUCUAGUACAAAAAUUAUGUGAUGACCGUGUUAUCGCUAUCUGGGAAACACAAAUGGAGAUAGAACAGUUGAAUACUUUGUCUUUGAUAUGCAUAUUUUCAGAGGCGUAUUUAUAUACAUAUUUUCAAGCAGCUCAGUCAGUAUGCUAAUUUAUCCUUAAUUUAACUAUCCUUAACCUUACGACAAACAAACGAAUGAUUAUAUAGCGAUCCUUAUAUAAAUGUACGAAACAGGGGUCGGGGCAAUUGCCAGUCGGAAAUUUGCAGACAUAGUGUUUGGCUGACACCCCGCAUGGGACUUGUCGCUGUCAGAAACUGUCAGAAGGCAAUUACCUCCCCCUCCGACCACACACACACACACAAUUUAGAAAGCCAAAUACAUUUGGGCAAAAGCUAGAUUCAUUUUUUUGUUUUAAUUUCAUAAAGUCUGCAUUUUUGUUUGCAUUAAUGCCGCAUUAUGUUGAACGUGUCAUUUGGGUGCGCAGUAUCUCUCUUCAGCCGCUACGUAGCAAGUCCUGCGUUGUACAAUAAUCGUCAAUUGCAACAAUUUUUACUCGUAUUACAUUAUUAACGUUGGCUACUGGUCAAUCAGAAAUCGAGAAUUCUUUUAAAUAAAUAACAAAAAUGCUUGUAGCACCGUGGAUAGAAUUUUUGACGUAUUCCAUACAGACAGACUGAACUUAGAGACAGGCCUCAAUCAAAUCACUGUAUAAACUAAAUUCUUGUUACUUCUAUUCAGUCAUGAGUAUCAUAGCGUCAACAGUGGGUGUCGGUGUAUUUCUUGGCAUCGCACUUAUCGUCCUGUUUGUAAAAUACAAACGACGGACGCGGCUUCCAACUCCUGUCGAUAUCCCGCUGGAAGCAGUUGAAAUUCCACCUGAAUCAUUGCCAAUUGAUGAGGUAAAUUAUUUAUCCACAUUAUAUAUAGUAGGCAGAUUCAAUUGUGGCCACGCUCUGUCUGCUCACCUAUCAUCUGUUGUAAUUUGUUUUGAUGAUGAAGUUAUUAAACUAAACUAAACUAAACUAUAUGAAUGGUUGUUACUUAUGUACCACUUAGUUUGUAGAACAGUUUAGAACGGAUAGAGCUAUCCAAUAUAAAUAAAGUUUGUUUACGUUGUAUACUUGAACCUAAUAUCUGCUUCGGGUUUUUUUCCGGGUGCUCCUGAUUAUUUAUUUAUUUUCCUCCCUCAGCAAAAACUAACCCUGCAUUUUUGUUGUCGAGCCUCUGGCUCGAGUGAAUUGAGCAACCACACCCUGUGCCAUUAUGUAACUCAUUAUCAUUAUUAUCAAAACAGGAGCCAGUUAGUCCAUGUUAUGAAGUGAUCCCUGAAACUGAAGUGCCGAACACAAGUGCAAACGGAGCUUUGGGUUGUUCGACACUGAACACCAAGCUUGAUAAACAACAAGAUAUCUUCAAAAAGUGGGCGAAGGGCGAUGGUGUUUGUCAGCAAUGUCAAGCACAUUUAAAAGAAGAUACCGGCUACGUAAUACCGGCUUCAGAGGAACUGCACUACGAAAGUGUAGACUAUGAAGUGCCCAAAAUAUCGCCAGAAAAUCCUGGUUAUACAGAGCUCCAAGACAGAAAUACAACGGAUGAUGGUACCUAUCAGAAACUACUAAAGCGAGACUCAGAUUAUGUUAUACCAGGUCAUGAGAGAAGAAAGUCGUACGAAGACAUGGAAAUGGUAAGAAAUUUACCAGGCUACACGGAGCUGGAUCUAAGCAAAAGGGAAACGGAAGAAAGCCAGCGGUCUGCUUACCAAAAGUUGGUAAAAACUUAA
Paramuricea clavata is the source of this 4016-nucleotide messenger RNA. Lineage: Eukaryota; Metazoa; Cnidaria; Anthozoa; Malacalcyonacea; Plexauridae. The record is from the annotation of a GenBank genome assembly.